Molecule: messenger RNA, 915 nt
Organism: Penicillium verhagenii
Lineage: Eukaryota; Fungi; Ascomycota; Eurotiomycetes; Eurotiales; Aspergillaceae
Product: telomere maintenance SDE2 family protein
Exons: 1
Coding region: 1-915 (304 amino acids)
Cellular component (GO): nucleus
Source: RefSeq, a predicted model, not a curated record
AUGGCGUCCUCAAACGUGAACAUCUUGCUUUCAUCCUUUCCCGGUCUUUCGCUUCCGCCAACUGUGUCGUUCUCGUUGCCUUCAACCUCCAGCAUCUCGGACCUGACGGAGAAAGUCGCCUCAUAUCUCCCAUCGUCACUUUCUCUCCAGUCCCUGGUCCUUACAACAACAAAUAACAAGCAAAUCACACCUUCUACGGACUCCGUACUGUCCCUGAUCGUUCGCGAUGGCGCUUCUAUGGCCUCCACUCUCCUCCCUGUCCGUCUCUCCGUCCCCAUGUGCGGUGGUAAGGGUGGUUUCGGAUCUCAGCUUCGUGCCGCCGGUGGCCGCAUGUCCAGCAAGCGCAAGCGCAACCAAGGCGACAACAACAGCUCCAGCCGUAACCUCGAUGGACGCCGUCUCCGUACAGUGGCCGAGGCCAAGUCACUCGCUGAAUACCUUGCUGUUAAGCCCGAGAUGGACAAGAAAGAGAAGGAGGAGCGCCGCCAACGUUGGCAGGCCGUCGUCGAACUGGCUGAGAAGCGCCAGGACGAGCUCAAGAGCGGUGGCGGAAGAGAGAAAAUCGAUGGUCAGUGGAUGGACGAUAAGGAGGAAAUGAACGAGAAGGCGCGCGAAGCUGUUCUAUUGGCUAUGAAGGAUGGGUCCUGGACCGACAAUCUUCGAGAUGCAAUCCUGGGUGGCUCGAGUACCAGUGCCAGCGAGGGCAGUGAUCACAUGGAUUCGUCUAGCUCCGAUGAGGACGAGGAGGAGGACGACGAAAAUGCAGUUUCUUCGAGCGCCGCUGGACCCUCUGCGCCCGCGCAGAAACCUGCUCCCCGUCGGUUCAUUGGCUUUGACGAUGACGAUGAAUUCAUGAGCGAUUCGGACGAGGAAGAGGAGACGGAUGUCAAGGGCAAAGGCAAAGCACGAGCCUAA